Messenger RNA from Melanaphis sacchari, 908 nucleotides. Its product is annotated as ubiquitin domain-containing protein 1. Gene Ontology annotation, molecular function: protein binding. The record is from RefSeq and is a predicted model, not a curated record. Lineage: Eukaryota; Metazoa; Arthropoda; Insecta; Hemiptera; Aphididae. The transcript has 5 exons. The coding region runs from base 111 to 815 and encodes 234 amino acids.
GUACAUUCUACACAAAUUUUAUUGUUGGAUAUUAAUAUUAUAUUCUACGAACGCCGACUAGCUCAAUUUAAAUGUAAGGCUGCCAUGAAUCCAAGGCUUCUUCGAACAAUAUGGGAGGCUGUUUAGGUUUACAAAGAAAUCGCAGGGGAAGGAAUGCAUCCUCGGACAAUGGAUCUCGCCCGAGUUCUGGUACUAAUAGAAAAAAUCAUCCAUUAUGCCAUGAAACUAUCCGUUGGAAAUCUGAUGUUCCCUUAACUGAAGGUCAGUUGAGGAGCAAACGAGAUGAAUUUUGGGAUACAGCUCCAGCAUUUGAAGGACGUAAGGAAAUAUGGGAUGCUUUAAGAGCAGCUACUGCAGCUGCUGAAACGACUGAUUUUCAAUUGGCACAAGCUAUAUUAGAUGGUGCCAACAUUUCAGUUCCUAACGGAUUUCUAACUGAGUGCUAUGAUGAGUUAGGAACAAGAUAUCAAGUUCCAGUAUACUGUCUUUCCUAUCCUAUAAAUAUAGUGAAAGAAGGGAGUGGAAGAGAUUCUCCAGUUGAACAAACAGAAUCCUCAGAUGAAGGUUCUGAAAUCAUGUUAAAACUCCGUCUAUCAUCCAAUUGUCAAGAUAUAAAAAUGCCACUCAUGACAAGAGAUACAAUAGCACAAGCUAAAAAGAAAUUGCAAGCUAAACAAGGCAUUGAACCUUUACAUCAAAGAUGGUUUUUUGGUGGUAAGCUGUUGGGUGAUAAAUUACAUAUAGAUGAAGCAAGAAUUCUUCCAAGUUAUGUAAUUCAAGUAAUUAUUAAUCCUGAACCAACAAAUGAAAGCUGAAUUCUAAUUGCUAUCAUUUUGUAAUAGUUAAUCAUUUAUAAAUUUAUGCUUUUUCAAAUAGGAACAAAUAUUGAUAAUAUAUACAUUUUCACU